ACUGCAUUUGAUCUCUCUCACUACUUGACUACUUCUACUUCAAGUUUCUAGCUACUAUACUUUGUAAUUCUAAGCAGCAUGGAUUUCUUGACUUUCAACCAGGAGUACACUAGCACUAUCCAGGCAGAGAGAGUGUUCAAGGCUUUGAUUCUUGAUGCUCCUAACCUCAUUCCCAAGCUGAUGCCUCAGGCUAUUAAGAAAGUUCAACUUGUUGAAGGCAAUGGAGGCCCCGGAAGCAUUCAGGAGAUAACCAUUGCUGAAGGUGAUCAAAUCAAGCACUUAAAGCAUAGAAUUGAUGGAAUAGACCAGGAAAAGUUGACAUAUAGCUAUGCAGUGAUUGAGGGGGAUGCUCUACUGGAAAAAGUUGAUUCAAUUUCACAUGAGAUAAAGGUCGAGCCCACUGAAAAGGGAGGUUGUAAGGUCACUACUGUAAGCAAGUAUCAUCCUAAACCAGGUGUUGAGAUCAAAGAAGAUGAUUUCAAGGCUGCAAAGGAGCAAGGAUUGGCUCUUCUCAAGGUAGUAGACGCCCAUCUCAUCGCAAACCCACAAGCCUAUGCUUGAAGUGAGUUUUAUAGGGAACCUUUGCAUUACAUUAUAUUAUGAUGUACUCUAAAUUCAGCCUGUAGUCUACUUUGAAGCCAUAUAUGAUAUGGCUAAUAAUAAAAUUUAUAUGUACGAGUUAUUUU
Messenger RNA from Abrus precatorius (Indian licorice), 686 nucleotides. Its product is annotated as major allergen Pru ar 1-like. Lineage: Eukaryota; Viridiplantae; Streptophyta; Magnoliopsida; Fabales; Fabaceae. Gene Ontology annotation, molecular function: abscisic acid binding; signaling receptor activity; protein phosphatase inhibitor activity. The coding region runs from base 79 to 561 and encodes 160 amino acids. Gene Ontology annotation, cellular component: cytoplasm; nucleus. Gene Ontology annotation, biological process: defense response; abscisic acid-activated signaling pathway. The transcript is spliced from 2 exons. The record is from RefSeq and is a predicted model, not a curated record.